Molecule: messenger RNA, 2518 nt
Organism: Boleophthalmus pectinirostris (great blue-spotted mudskipper)
Lineage: Eukaryota; Metazoa; Chordata; Actinopteri; Gobiiformes; Gobiidae
Gene: slc37a4a
Product: solute carrier family 37 member 4a
Exons: 10
Coding region: 258-1622 (454 amino acids)
Biological process (GO): phosphate ion transmembrane transport; glucose-6-phosphate transport
Cellular component (GO): endoplasmic reticulum membrane
Molecular function (GO): glucose 6-phosphate:phosphate antiporter activity
Source: RefSeq, a predicted model, not a curated record
CUCAAAGGCACGCCCUCAUGUCCACGAAGGCAACAAGGAAACCUCACGACUCCUCAGAGAAGUUAUGGAAAUAUAAAAGUUAAAGAUGUGGUAGCAGGAGGAUAAGAAAAGAAACAGGUAUCGUGGAUGGCUGGCACGGAUGCAUUAGCUGGUGCUUGACCUCCCCAUGUCCAGGCCUCUUGGUGACAGAGGUGCGUGUGGCAGAUCCUGGUCUCUCAUGGUGACUGUGCUCUGAGACAGGGGUAACACACAGAAUCAUGGCAGACUAUGGGUACUACCGGGGAACUAUAUUUUUGGCCAUGUUUGUUGGCUACACACUUUACUACUUCAACAGGAAGACAUUCUCCUUUGUUAUGCCUUCUGUCAUGGAGGAAAUUAAGAUGGACAAAGAUGAUUUGGGCAUGAUCACUAGUAGCCAGUCCUUGGCCUAUGCCAUCAGUAAGUUCAUCAGUGGAGUGCUGUCAGACAAGCUCAGCGCUCGUUGGCUCUUCUCCAUCGGUCUGUUCUUUGUGGGAGGCAUCAAUGUGGUCUUCUCCUGGUCCUCCACUGUAGCUGUCUUCUCCACGCUGUGGUUCCUCAACGGUCUGGGACAGGGCCUGGGCUGGCCCCCCUGUGGGCGGCUGCUACGGAAGUGGUUUGAGCCGUCUCAGUUCGGCACAUGGUGGGCCGUCCUGUCCUGCAGUAUGAACCUGGCUGGGAGUGUGGGUCCCAUCGUGGCAUCUGUGCUGGCCCAGAGCUGCAGUUGGAGGACCAUCCUGUCUGUGUCUGGGAUCAUCUCUGUUCUCGUGUCCUUCAUCUGUCUGGUGGUCAUUAAGAAUGAACCCAAAGACGUGGGGCUGCCCAACAUUGAGGCGGCCGCCAAGAAAACCAAAGGAGGGCCCUCGACUGAAAGCACACUGUCCGAGUUCCUGCUCUCUCCGUACCUGUGGCUGCUGUCAGUCAGCUACCUGGUGGUGUUUGGAGUCAAAACUGCAUGUAGUGACUGGGGCCAGCUGUUUUUGAUCCAGGACAAGGGGCAGUCAACACUCAUGGGUAGCUCUUACAUCAGUGCUCUCGAGGUUGGAGGCCUUCUGGGCAGUAUAGCUGCAGGCUACUUCUCUGACAAAGCUGUGGCUAAACAAGGCAUGAAGAUCUAUGGCAAUCCUCGUCACUUCCUCCUCCUUGUGAUGAUGGCGGGAAUGUAUGUGGCCAUGUUUCUCUUCAGGAUCACAGUCACCCCUGACUCCUCCCAGGUAUUUGACUUGCCUCCUGCUUUUACAGUUACUACAAUUACUAUCCUCGCUGUUCAGUUGCCAUUAUAUAUGUCUCUCUUUCAGCUGUGGAUUCUCACUCUUGGGGCAGUUUUUGGGUUUUCCUCCUAUGGACCUAUUUCUUUGUUUGGAGUUAUUGCCAAUGAAAGUGCCCCAUCCAAUUACUGUGGUACAUCGCACGCUAUUGUUUCCCUCAUGGCCAAUAUUGGGGGCUUCCUUGCCGGUCUGCCUUUUAGCACCAUUGCCAAGCACCACGGCUGGGAGACUGCGUUCUGGGUGGCAGAGGUCACCAUUGGGCUCUGUACUGUAGUAUACUUCCUAUUGCGCAAUAUUCAAACCAAGAUGGGUGCUUUACCAAAGAAAGAAGACUGAAGCGUGACUCUGAUACCUUUAAUGGACCAAAGGCGUAUUGUCAUAGUGUUUUUAUAUUUUUCUACCAGUGUUAUUUUCUCAGGACAAUAGUAAAAAUGUAGAAAACAUUCAGGAAUGCAGGAAUUUCCACUGUAGCCAUGUUUUCUUCAUUACCUCAAAAAUCUAAUUUAUGACAUUUUAAUAUACCUUUUUUUUUUUUUUCCAAUAAUGAAGAUGAAAUAACAGUGUCAAUUAUGUUAUUGUGAGUUUUAUGAGUAAAUGGAUCAUGAGUGCAGAGUAGCAAAUGCAGAAUGAUGGGAAAGUGAAUGAAAUAUAGAUUUUUGUUGGUGCUUCAUGUGAUACCACAAUAUUGUCAUUAAAAAUUAUGUCUUAAUAAUAAUUAAGUAUGUAUCUCACAUUUAGAGUAAUAGAACGUUUAAUCUGUAUUUGUUUUGUAAAUAAACAAAUAAAAAUAGAUUUGGAACCACAUAAAGUCACCACAUCACAUAUGUUAGAGAAGGUUUUGAAACAUUUUGACAGUCAUCCAGCAGUGCUUCGUACCACUCCUGGGCAAUGGUGGAUUAGUACUCACUUACAUUUACUUGAGUAACUUGUUGGUAAAUUGUACUUUUCUACUUGUGAAACAUUUUUAUUGACUGUUAUCUUACUUGAAUAAAUGUUUUGGUUACUCAUCCCACUGUCAAUAAGUUGACAUCACUGUGAUAAAAACUUUGUUGACAAUAUAAAUACUAAAUCAAAUUUCACAAACUUUUCUUGGACCGCUCCUCCAGAUAUGAUUUGGUUUUCCCUUUUUUGUGAUCUAUCUUCUUAAAAUACUAGGAUGAAUUUUGUGCAUUAUUUAAUAUUUUGUUCUUCCAAUUACAUUCACUUCAAAAUAUAAAUCAGCUUCACCCUGA